AUGGAUGCUAUAAAUAGAGACAAUAGCUAGGAUCCGAAGUUUCUCAUAAAAAUCUUAAGCUUUCUCUUAUUGCAAUUCUAAGAAACUGUCCAAUAUGUUCAAUUACUUGAAGCUUGUUCUGCUCUUAGUUUUCUUCAUGCUUGCUUCUUCAGAUGCAAAGAUGAUCCAAUUAGGAGGAAGUAAAGAGGAGCCGCAGCUGAUAGAGGCACAACUGAAAUCAGUGGUGGAUUCAUAUGAAAAAGCUAAAGUGGCUGAGUUCGAGUUGCUCCAAAAGAUGGUGGAGUUAAGACGAGCGACAACAUCUAACGAAGGCGGUCAUGGUGGUGCUCUGAAAUGUGAUCCAUCAGGAGCCUCAUGUAGCGCUGCUUUCCAAGCCAAGAAUGUUUGUUGCUCAGGGAUCUGCGUUCCUAUUGUUCUCACCUUCUACGGCGUUUGUGCUUAGUAUCACCGACCGUAGUCCUACUUCUUCUGUGUCAUUAUCUAAGAGAACUUACUGAGGAGUGAGGACUAGUUUAAAUUACCAGAAGUAUGCAUGUGUAUCUCAUCUGUGUGUUUAAUCAAUUACGUAUGUGGUUUCUUGUAACAUAUAUGAAUAAAUAAUGGAUUAUCCUUGGUUUCGUACA
This is a messenger RNA of Spinacia oleracea (spinach), 623 nucleotides long. RefSeq lists its product as uncharacterized. The coding region runs from base 95 to 442 and encodes 115 amino acids. The record is from RefSeq and is a predicted model, not a curated record. NCBI's taxonomy places the organism in Eukaryota, Viridiplantae, Streptophyta, Magnoliopsida, Caryophyllales, Amaranthaceae. The transcript is spliced from 2 exons.